Nematostella vectensis (starlet sea anemone) is the source of this 1672-nucleotide messenger RNA. RefSeq names its product vesicle transport protein SFT2A. The record is from RefSeq and is a predicted model, not a curated record. The transcript is spliced from 8 exons. Bases 53 to 541 code for a protein of 162 amino acids. Gene Ontology annotation, cellular component: membrane. Lineage: Eukaryota; Metazoa; Cnidaria; Anthozoa; Actiniaria; Edwardsiidae. Gene Ontology annotation, biological process: vesicle-mediated transport.
UAUAGCAAGCACGCGGAGCCUGUCGGGAAGUACCGUCUCUCCGUCCAAAAACAUGGCGCCUUCCACCAUCCAGAAACUCAGAUCCGCCAUUUCUGGAGACGAACCGCAAGACGAUUCGCUAAUAACAGAGAUAUCUGAUGCUACAUCACUAAGUUGGUCAACCAGGAUCAAAGGCUUUGCCAUAUGCUUUAUUGUCGGCUGCUCAUUUUCAAUAUUGGGUACAUUUCUGCUCAUUAGAGACAUCAAAUUAUUUGCAGUGUUUUAUACAUUGGGUAAUAUCACAGCACUUUUGAGCACAUGCUUUCUAAUGGGUCCUUGUAAGCAGCUAAAGAAUAUGUUUAAAGAGAAAAGACUUAUUGCAACAAUACUUAUGCUGACUUGCCUUGUAUUAACACUCUGUGCUGCACUAUGGUGGCAUAGUAAAGGACUUGCCAUCGUGUUCUGCAUCCUACAAUAUCUUUCAAUGACUUGGUACUGCCUGUCCUACAUCCCAUUUGCCAGGGAUGCAGUGAAGAGAUGCUUCUCUGGCUGCAUGGCAUAGUCUGGUCCUCUCAAAGAAUUCUAAAUGCUACAGAUGCCUGCUGGGGUCAACUCAUGAUCACAUUGACUGUUGGUCGUUGAGAUUUUGUUGUUGAUCAGAUAUUACAGUGGAAACUCUAUAUAAUGUACAGAACACCUUCAAGAUAAAAAAAGAUUGGUCUCUUAACAGGGCCAUAGCAGACCAUAGAUGACACAGAGGGGGAACAGGUAUACUGUUCAUUUUCUUAUAAUUAUUUCUUAUAAUUAUUAUUAUAAAUAUAGAUAGUGUACAACCCUCCCCGCUAUGGCUCUGCUAAUAGAGGUCUGUAAUAUGGAGUUUGCACUGUGCUUGUACAUAAUAAAUGAGAUUUAGGUACCCAUGGAUAGACUUGGAAGUAGCACUUAACCUUAGAUAGUCUCCAAGUUAAGACCAUUUCACUGCCUUUCUUUGGCAAUCAUUUAGACAUGUAGUUUCUUUGAAGGUGUUAACAUUUGAUACAUUCUCAGGGAGAGGAGUUUUUUAGUGUGCCCUGCUAACAGGUGUGCCCUGCUAACAGAGGCCAAAUGUUUUUUGUUUCGUACCUGUAUGUGUGGUUUUAGCUACUUUUAGUUUUACUUUUUCUCCCUUCUAUGGUGAGGAAGAAAUACAAAUAACUACAAUUGAACAACGUGAAUACUCAGAAACUCAAAUCAGCAUGUAAAGUGCUAAAAAUAAAAAAAAGAGAAAGUGAAGCCCUGUUAGUAGCAUAGCUUUUUGGGGUUUUUAGGACUAUUCUUUGUGUUUUACAGCUUUUUAAGAUUUCUAAAUAGCUGUCAACUCGCCCGCAUUAGGCGGGUGUCACAAUAUUUUGGACGUCAUCACAAACCUAAUUUUUGUGAGAAUGUUCAUACAUUCUCUGUAUUCACCUGCAUUGGCUCUCUUGGGGUACUUCACAUAAUUACUGUAUUUCACCCGAUUUCAAAAGAUUUCUGUCCAAGUUGGUUUGACAGCUUGCACAGGUGCACUCUUUUUUUUCUACUUACAGUCUUCUAUUUUAUUAUUUGAUUAAUUAAUGAUUUGAAUUUUAGAUUUCUGUGUUCCGCCUUGGUGGUACAUAUACCUGUAAGUCUCAUUAGAGAAAGUCUAUAUAAAUAAUAUAAAAUUUCUCUAAGA